Molecule: messenger RNA, 1101 nt
Organism: Penicillium canariense
Lineage: Eukaryota; Fungi; Ascomycota; Eurotiomycetes; Eurotiales; Aspergillaceae
Product: terpene synthase family protein
Exons: 4
Coding region: 1-1101 (366 amino acids)
Source: RefSeq, a predicted model, not a curated record
AUGGAAGAACUCAGAAGGCAUUCGGUUAUGCUGGACCGCAAGCUCUGGGAGAAUGACCCGAUCUACUUCUUCCAAGUACUUCCACCCCAUAUCAGCAAGUAUGCUCAACGCGCAGAUGAUGCCUCGAUCCAAGCCCAAAUUGAUGUGUUUGGCAAAGACAACGUCGGCGCGAUGCCGGGAGCCUUGGGACCUAGGGGCAACUUUGCUGCAGUUACCUUCGCAGAGAGUUUCCCAGACAGAGUCGCCAUGCUGGCUUAUCUCAAUGAAGUCUUGAGCUUUUAUGAGUGCUUCGAAAAGCAGAUGACGGAAAUGUUGGGCGCUACACUUCAUGCAAACCCCGUCCCCAAAGAUCCCAAAUAUGACAACCCAGUUUGGCAAGAAAACUACAAGAAGACGAUGGCCAAAUGGCCCAAGUUCCUUGAAGAAUUGGAUCCCAAGCUCGGACCGAAGUGUGUGAAGGCCCUCGUUGCGUUGAUCGAGGGAAUCGAUAUGGAGCCCAAAAUGGCCCAAUACAAAACGAUGAAGGAAUAUGCCCUGGAUCGUUCGAACUACAUUGCCUGGCCAGUGGCAUGUGACAACGCCGAGUUCGGUUCACAGUUGGAUCUGACACGGGAGCAGAUGGACUCUGUUCGGGACAUCUUCUUGCCCCUUUGGAUUCAUUCAUGCUACGUCUACGACUACUAUCACUAUGAUAAGGAGGCAGAGAUACACUCUACCUACGGCAAAGGUCGCAGCAUGAUCAACGCAGUUCCCCUUCUUCACAGGCUGAAGGGCUUAUCAGUUGAAGAAGCCAAAGCGUGGCUCAAGCAAAGGUGCCUUGAGUUGGAAAAGGAAUAUCUUCAUCGCAAAGAGGAUUAUUUCUCAGAGAAUCCCCCUGAAACCGUCCCAGUUGACUUGCGCCGCUGGUUCUUGUCUCAAGAGGAUCUCGCAACCGGGUUCGCAAUCUGGUGCGCGACAACGUAUCACAACCAUCCUCCUUUUGGAGAGGGAUAUGCUGCUCCAUAUGAGAAGCGUCGCAGUGAAGGCGCUCUCUGGUUCGAGAAUGUGACCGAAUCCGACAAGCUCAUGACUGGCGGAUUUGAAGUUCGGUACGCAAACUGA